Molecule: messenger RNA, 765 nt
Organism: Trichophyton benhamiae CBS 112371
Lineage: Eukaryota; Fungi; Ascomycota; Eurotiomycetes; Onygenales; Arthrodermataceae
Exons: 2
Coding region: 1-765 (254 amino acids)
Source: RefSeq, a predicted model, not a curated record
AUGGAUGCUGGACGAGAUUUACUGAUACGAUCUCUCAAUGUCCCUCUACCAGGAAUUACACCAGGAAUUCAUCAAUUCAACAAAGAAGCAGAAACAAGCAAACAAAGUACAACCAUCAUGUCUGGAAUCGGAGACAACUGGACCACUUCCCAGCGCCGCUCUCAGCGCACCACUCGCAGCGCUGCCCAGGGAGGUCAAGACUUCACCGAAGAAAUCAACGAGGACAUCUUGUCCACCGAUCCCAACUCCCAAGCUCAGAGAUGGGAGUCCAAGAAGUACACCCAGCGUACUCACUUCGACGAUCAGACCGAGGCUGGUGGCAUGGGCUCCGCCGGCUCCCGUAACUUGCAGGGUGGCCAAGGUAUGAAAGGCGUCGAGGACACCUCUCGUUCUGGAGGAGAAACGAGUGGCAUGCAGGAGGAGGGAACUACUGGAGCCUACCCGGGGGCCUCUUCCCAGCGUCAACAGACCUCCAGAGCCACUGAUGAUCCCGGUGAGGGCAUGGCUGGAAUGAGCGGCAAGAGUCAUGGAUAUGAUGACCAAAGCUACAUGACGCAGGACUAUGGAAGACAGGGAUUUGGAAGCCAUACUGGGCGUGCAGAGCCCCCCGAGAACCAAGAGACCGGUAAGUUUAUCCUGUUGACAUCGCUUGUGACAGCCAUUGCUGAUGGUGUAUCUUUAGGUGGUGUGCUCGGCACUCUUGGAGAGAAAGUGAAGGGAGCUAUGGGCGAUGUUAGCAAGAAGGCUUCAAAGUUCAACGAGUAA